Messenger RNA from Gastrolobium bilobum, 815 nucleotides. RefSeq names its product glycine-rich cell wall structural protein-like. NCBI's taxonomy places the organism in Eukaryota, Viridiplantae, Streptophyta, Magnoliopsida, Fabales, Fabaceae. The record is from RefSeq and is a predicted model, not a curated record. The coding region runs from base 223 to 558 and encodes 111 amino acids. The transcript has 2 exons.
AAUCACUUGAGUCAGUUGUUGAAUGUUACAUUACAGCCUCUAUAUAGGAGCCAGUUUUGUAGGUUUGUGAUCAUCACACAUCGAAAUCAGGAGGAAUAAGUUCUCCUUUCAAAUUUCAAUUAAUAGCUUUUGCCCUUUGGCUUCAUUGUUGUGCUGUGGAGCUCUUUCUCCCUUUCUCCUCUGUUGUGGUUUUUGGCAUUGUAAAGAGGUAGCCACUUAGCCAUGGGACCUGGCGGACCAGGUGGUGGUGGUGGUGGUCCUGGUGGACCGGGAGGACCUGGUUGGGGUCCUGGACCGGGUGGACCGGGAGGUUGGGGUCCUGGACCUGGCGGACCAGGUGGACCGGGUUGGGGUCCUGGACCUGGCUUUGGUGGACCGGGUUGGGGUCCUGGCUUUGGUGGACCGGGUUUCUUUGGACCUGGUGGUUUUUUUGGUGGUUUUGCUAAUGGUUUAUGCAGCCUCGUAUCUUCAUGCUUCUACUGCUUGUGCUGUUGUUGGUUGUUCCAAGAUUGCUUCGGUGGUCCACGAGGCCCAGGUGGGCCACCACCUCCUUUCUGAUAACAGAUUUAUCUUUCUCACCUAUGUUGCCUGCACUGCUAUGUGGAUCAGUAAAGUUGAAGUCCAUGUCCAUUGUUCAUUUUGGUGGUUCCUUCAUUUCUACCUUUGUUUCUUAAACUAGGAAGGCACUUCUUUUUAACCAUAUGUAACGUGAGGCUAUUGUCAUUAUAUGUCUUACUUAUAAUAAAUCUACAUUUUCAUUACUAUUUACAGUAUCUUGAACAAUGAUCAUGAUUUUAAGUCAAUGUUUUGAUUAU